UAAAGCAAAUAAAGGAACAAUUCACGAACAAGUGUCUAGGUAUUGUUUUCGUUUUCCUUCUGCAUGCUAACACUUUCAUUUAAUACAAUUAAACCUUUAGUACUUUAUAUUUUGCAUUAAAUCAAAUGUUAGUUGUGCCCCAUUUUUGGGGGGGUUGCCCUAUGAUUUGUAACUUAAUGUUUUAUCCAUUUAUGACCCAUAGUCAGACUUGGCGAGCUUUAGGGCUAACCUUGACGGAUACCAUUUCAUUGAUGUUGAUCAAUUUGGUGUUACUAGUGACAUCGUUCAGGACCCUGUUUCAUAUGUAUCAAGACCCGAAAUCAAUUACUUCUAUAUCAAGAGAUGGAAUGACCUUAGGUCACAUCGUUACCGAAGAGAUCAAGAAGAAGACCAUGGUCCGAACUCUGAAAAAGAUUGCCUUCCUCUUGUCCUUCCAAAUUAUGUUACCUUUUUGUUUUGCAUAUCUUUUCCUCGUGGUCAUCGAACACUUCGACACACAAUCAAAUUGGAAAUGGUUCAUAUAUGGGAUAACGACUUUCCAGUAUACAUCGGCCAUGUUCUCGACUGCCACUGUAUCGGGAUUGGUCCUCUUGUGGUACUGCACCUUUAACAUUCAAACAUUGGCCAGUGGAAUCAACAAUCUUUACUUUGGCGCAGACCCCGGCAAGAAUAAGCUAUCCUUUUUCAAGAAACCUGAAGGAACGAAGGUUGACCAGCCUCUUUGUGGAAUGCGUUUCCGCAUUCAACAACUGAUCCAAGAUGGGAAUUGUUUGGCUCAUAUGAUUGAGAACGCUAAUUCGGGAACAAUGGGUCGGUUGGCAUUUGAUGAGAGCGCAAUUGCAUUGUUUUACGGCGUGGUUGGAUUUUUCUUGUCAAUUUCUCCGUCGGACUUUCGUGACAAUUGGGUGUUGCUAAUUGGGUUCAAGUUGGCUUGCUUUUUGGUGGCCGUUUCUUCCAUGAUGCGUUUUCUGUAUUUGAGCGCCAUUGGACACAAGAUCGAGAAUAGUAUAACAGAGUUGAAGCAGAAUCUGCGUCAUUGUUUGGCUGGUUUUCAAUUGGAACUUCUGGAUGAGGAGCAGCUGCAGAUCCAACUCUUGAAGGAGAGAUUUGAUGACACAAGAGGCAUCCGGCCUCUAAAUUGCUUCGAUCUCAAUUACUCCUCGUGUUUGGUAGUUUGUGGAAAUCUUCUUACUUACUUGAUUGUUUUAUUACAGUUCACAAUAACCGAAAACACGUCUUAG
Tigriopus californicus is the source of this 1241-nucleotide messenger RNA. RefSeq lists its product as uncharacterized. NCBI's taxonomy places the organism in Eukaryota, Metazoa, Arthropoda, Copepoda, Harpacticoida, Harpacticidae. The record is from RefSeq and is a predicted model, not a curated record. The transcript is spliced from 2 exons. Bases 126 to 1241 code for a protein of 371 amino acids.